This is a messenger RNA of Bipolaris zeicola 26-R-13, 1296 nucleotides long. RefSeq lists its product as uncharacterized. Gene Ontology annotation, cellular component: cytoplasm; mitochondrion. Gene Ontology annotation, biological process: mitochondrial translation; histidyl-tRNA aminoacylation. Lineage: Eukaryota; Fungi; Ascomycota; Dothideomycetes; Pleosporales; Pleosporaceae. Gene Ontology annotation, molecular function: ATP binding; histidine-tRNA ligase activity. The record is from RefSeq and is a predicted model, not a curated record. The coding region runs from base 1 to 1296 and encodes 431 amino acids. The transcript has 2 exons.
AUGGCACCUCAGCUCAAAACGCCCAAAGGCACUCGAGACUGGCAUGGAGAAGACAUCGCUCUGCGCAACCACACCUUUGACCAGAUUCGCAAGGUGUUCCGGCUUCACGGCGGCGAAGAGAUAGAUACACCAGCAUUUGAACUGAAGACUUACUUGACUGGAAAAUAUGGAGAGGAUACCAAAUUGAUCUAUGACUUGCAAGAUCAAGGUGGUGAGAUCUGUGCCCUGCGCUACGACUUGACUGUGCCGUUCGCUCGCUGGCUUGGUAUGAACAACAUCCGAACCAUCAAGCGAUUCCAAAUCGGCAAGGUCUAUCGUAGGGACCAGCCAGCAUUGAAGCAGGGCCGUAUGCGCGAGUUCUUCCAAUGCGACUUUGACUACGCCGGCCAAUGCGACUUGAUGGUACCAGACUCAGAGGUCAUUUGUAUUGCAGCUGAGGUCUUCGAGGCCCUUGGGCUGCCUAUUGUGAUCAGGCUCAACCACCGCCUCAUUUUGAAUGGCAUGUUCACAGCUGUGGAAGUCAAGAAAGAGAUGGAAGAGAAAGGACUGGAUGCUGGUCUCGCUGAUAAAUUAGCUGAAUACGUGCUGCGCGAUACAGCAUCAGAUGUCACCUCAACUUUGGCGUUCCUCAAAUCAGAUGCGCUCUUGUCGACAAACAAGGACGUACAACAAGGUGUGAAAGAGAUGGAGUUGCUCAUCCAAUACCUCAUAGCAUACGACGUUACCAAAUACAUUCAAUUCGACCUAUCGCUUGCUCGAGGAUUGGAUUAUUACACUGGCCUGAUAUACGAGAUUGUCGUGCAAAAUCAGUCAGACACUUCGGUUGGCAGCAUUGCUGCCGGGGGCCGGUAUGACAAUCUUGCAGGUAUGUUCAGCAGCCGUGACGUCCCAUGCGUGGGAAUAUCGUUUGGCAUUGAUCGGAUCCUUGCUAUACUCAAAGGCCUAAAGCAGAAUGCUGGGAGGGCUCAAAAAGGCAAAGUUGAUGUCUGGAUCGUCAUUGCAUCUGACAGCGCUGGACUGGUCGCACAACGCAUGGCUAUUGCGCGGGAUCUUCGUUCUUCAGGCAUCAGCGUUGACUUUGACCCAAAAGCUGACAAGAAGCCACGGAAGCAAAUGGAUGUUGCGGAAAAGAGUGCUGCCGUUGUAGUAUUCUUGGAAGAAGAUGAUACAAUGCCUGGCCACGCGCGAGUCAAGAUACUCUCACUUCCAGCCAAGAAUUUCGACUACGCACCCACUAUAGAACGCCAAAACCUCGUUGAUGAAGCAAAGCGGCGUCUCGAAAAACAGCCUGAAUAG